Messenger RNA from Castor canadensis (American beaver), 840 nucleotides. Lineage: Eukaryota; Metazoa; Chordata; Mammalia; Rodentia; Castoridae. The record is from RefSeq and is a predicted model, not a curated record.
AUGCAGCGACUCUCAAAAGUGAACUCCGCCUUAGGUCUUGCUGUCUCAAAAGUGGCGACCAUCAGAGAUAAAAAAAAAAAAAUCACGUCAAGUUCACAAAUAGCUACUCUGAUAUCCUCACGGAUGACUCGCCAUCGAAGUGAGGCAGGCUAGAAUGCCAUAAUGGAGAACGUGGAGCAACUGUUGAGCAUGUGGUUCAAAGACCAGAGCCAGCUAAAUGUGCCUCUCAGUGUCAGCAUCAUUCAGGAGAAGGCUGAGUUUGAUAACUUACAGCGUCAAGAAAGCGAAAGCUCUCAAGUGGAAAAGUUUAGUACAAGUAAAUGGUGGUUUGUGAGGUUCAAGGAGCACCACUGUUUGCUCCACUUCAAUGCAGCUCCCAGCAACAAGGACAUGUAUCCAGAAGUGCUAAAAAAAAAAACAGAAAAACAAAAAAACAAAACAAAAAAAUAGUAUCAUCAAAGAAGAUAAGUACAACCUCUAGCAAGUUUUUAAUGAGACAGGGCUUAUUGAAAGAGGAUGCCUGAAAGAAAUUUUAUGUCCACAGAAGAGGAAGCUGAACCAGGGUUGAAGUCAUCCAAAAUUCACUUGAUGGAAAUGCUGCUGGGAAUGUUGAAGCCCUUACUGGUGUACCACUCAUAAACCCCCAAGGCUCCAAAAAGGUACUCAAAGUCCAAUUUACCUGUGACUUGGAGCUUAAACAAGAAACCUUGGGCCACCAGAGGCAUCUUUUAUGAACGGUUCACAUAGUUUUUUUGCCCUGCCGUUGAAAAAUACUGUGCAUAAACCAGGUGCUGGUGGUUCAUGCCUGUAAACCUAGCUAGUUAGGAGGCAGAGAUGAGG